Molecule: messenger RNA, 1296 nt
Organism: Cylindrotheca closterium
Lineage: Eukaryota; Bacillariophyta; Bacillariophyceae; Bacillariales; Bacillariaceae
Source: the annotation of a GenBank genome assembly
AUGAUCAAUGAUGUGCAGAGUUGGGUAAUCCCAAAGACUCGUUCUUCUGAACGAAGGUUCCACCUGAGAUCCACAUCCAAAGUCAACCACAACGGCGAGGCACCACCAGUGACAUGUAGUAGCAGUAGUAUUGACAACAAUAAGAACACGGCGGGUGCCGUCGUCUGGUGGUCAGAUGAUGAGUUUCAAGACUGGUUUUAUCACGAGCUGAAAGAAGAAGCUGGUCCAAUACUUCAUCAAACCUAUGGUGAUGAGUUAUUUGUGGAUCUGUCGCACUGUGUGACAAAGUGGCGUCAACGCUAUCGAAUGGGCAACAAUAAUGAUCGUAAUGACGCUGAUGAUGAUCAACAAGUUUCAAUGGAAUCAGGUGAUCGGCGAGUCGAUGGAGGAAUAUGGAAACGAUUAUUCAAGCGUGAUCGAGUGGUGAAGGAAGUGUUGGAAUCCAUACCGAUUAUUCAUGCCAUUGACAAGUAUGUGAGAUCCAUGCCUCCUCCUCCAUCAGACGAGGGUGGUCUAAAUAAAAACAAGAUUACUAUAGUGGAUCUGUGCAGUGGAAAGGGAUAUCUAUCCAUGAUUUUGAGUGAAUAUUUACCACCAGACAAGGUCGAAAAGUUUGUCUUGAUUGACAAGGCUUGGCCCAUGUGUCAUGCCGAACCCAAACCACACCACAUCAAUUGGGAUCACAUCUACGGCAGCUACACUACAGCAGAAGAUGGUACAGAAUUGAAAUCCUACUUUUCUACAUGGCCUAUUCCGUUGCACACGAGCAAACAAAAUCUCAAAAAGACAUCGGAUAUGAGACGACUGCAGCAGCGUUUGGGUCAAACAUCAACUGGGCCGUGCUUUGUCCUGGGCGUACAUCUUUGCGGGACAUUGUCCAUUCAAGCCGUUCAAAUGUUUUAUUCGGUCCCGUCCAUUCAUGGUCUUAUUCUAAAGCCAUGUUGCUUGCCCGGAAUGGCAUACGAAAAGCAACAGACUCAUUUUCAAGCUGGAAAAUAUGCAUUCCCCACCAAGGAAGUUUGCUCGCCGGGAUACUGGAAGAAAAAAGAAUGGGAAGGACCACCUCGAUGGCAUUUGCAAGGCAAGUUUGAUGCUUGGUGUCGCCAUCUACAUGAAGCGAUGAAGUAUGUUUCUGAUUCGGAUGUUGGCGUCGUGACCAAAUUGUUGGAAGCGCCAGUUCAGACGAACGGUGGAUUCCAAAAUACAUUUCUGUUUGCUCAAAAAGAACCCAUGACAGAUCUCAUGUGGGAUGAGAUUGAAAGGAGUGAACUAACACUGAAACAAUUACAAGAAUGA